GGACCCGCCUUAGUCAUUGGCAAGAAGAGAAAGAAGUACAACAGGGACUUGUAUGUCAGUAACUGAGAGUCUGCAUGUGAGGGAGUUCGAGCAGGUCAGAAGAUAUGCAACAGCCACUCGCUGUAAGUUAGUGAGGGUUUAAGGUUGCGUUAUUUGUACGGCCAGAGACCAGCUAAAGCAAAGCUUGGGAAAAUGAAUGCAUUUGGUAUCCUUGGAUUGUGGCUUGUGAAAUUGUUGUGUUUUUCGGGACCUGCUUCAGCUCAACUUCCGUCCAGGUAAAAAGGGCUUUACUAUUAUCUUGGAGGAGAAAAAUUAGUAUUGUCUUGGUUGUAUGUAAUGAUCAAAAGUAUAUAGGUCUCUUACAUAAUUAUCCCUGUAAGAGUACAUUGAUAUCAAUAUUAUAUGAUAAAUGACAGUAUUAUACUGUAAUUAAUAAUGAUACGUCUCUAAAGCAUGUCAUUUUUUUGAGGAGAUGUAUUGUGUAGCUAUCUCCUCACCGAGUGUGCAACAAAUUCUUAACCAUGUCUUGCAUCUCAAAUCUCUAUCCCACCACCACAACCACCAGCAGCACUCUGACGUCGACACUAAUCUCCUCUAGCCAGAAGCCCCUGUAUCUGCUCUCGUUUUCACAUCAACUGUACACGUCCAGAGCCACUAAUCUAUCUGUCACCAUCCUCACCGAGUCCUCUGUCGACGUGUUGGCCCGUCUAACACAGGGAAAAGCUUACCUGUCCAGUGCAUCCGUCACCAUCCCUGGAGGUUGGUUGUUUUAUGUAGCCUUUCGUUUUGUAAUCUUGGGAAUGGUCGUCUAUUGUGAUUGUGAGUUUUGGUUUGUUUGUGUUUUAUAGGUUUGACUAGAAUUAUUACCCUUCCUCCACUGGAGGGAGACUCUCUCAGCCCCAGCGGCCAGGUGAGGCUGACGCUUAGCGGCUAUCAGGAAGAGCAGCUGAUCUUCUCCAACUCCACCUGGCUGACCUUCAGCCGUAGGAACUUCUCCAGCUCCGUCCAGACGGACAGAGCGUUCUACGGCCCCGGGCAGAAGGUGCUGCUCUGGAUCGCGGCCCUGCAACUGGACAACCGGCCCUACAGAGGACCCAUGGAGAUCAGUGUCUUGGAUCCCGGAGGGAACAUCAACCAAAGGUGGUACUCCCAGGGAAGUUAUCUGGGAAUUGUCUCCCAGGAAUUCUAUCUGUCUCCGAGCCCAGCCAUCGGACAGUGGGCCGUCGUGACCACAAUAAAUGGCCUUACCGACGAGAAGGUAUUCAUGGUGGAAAACCCGGUUGCAGACCCUUCGAUGUUUAACCUGAAGCUUGAGACGGCACCAGAGAUUCUGGCGGGAGAGGGCAUCUCAGGCACUGUGAGAACUAAGUGGGUUCAUUCUGCUAUGAUAUAUGCAACUUUAUCGGUGAAUGUCACCCGUAUUUCCGCUGCAACAGCUCCUGUUCAACUAUUCCUCAGCUAUAAAGGGUUCUAUGUAGAAGAGCAGUUCUUCUUCAGCAAAGUUGCGCUUGCCAGCCUUUAUGAGCCCGGUGACGAAGACAUCACACUGAACAUUACUGCCUCUGUCACUGAAAGCUCUACAGGAUUCACAGAGAAAAGAGUGGUUGCAGUGCGGGUACUGCAAAACGCAUUCAAACUCCAAUUCCGGGAUUUUCCCCAAGUGCUGAAGCCCUCUUUAAGCUUCUUUGCCAAACUCGAAAUCUCAAUGUUUGACGGCAUGCCUCUCGCCCCGCAAGCCCUGCUGAACUCUGCGUCUGUCGUGGUCGUGCAGAAAACCUCCCACGCUGAAGACCAAACAGAAUCCACCACUCUUCCAGUGGUCGAAGGAGGAGUUGUCCUGAUACGGUUUACCUUGCAAGCUAACAUAUCAAUGCUUAUCAUCAAUGCUACGUUCAUGUCCAGCAAGAAGACUUUGAACCUCUUCUCAAAGUUCCCCUCUGCAACUGGCUCAUAUGUUCAGAUCGAACCUUCCAGCUUUCUGCCUGCACAGAUUGGAUCGUCUCAUGAAAUCAACGUGGAGUCUACGUUCCAACUCGCUGAACUUCACUAUGUUGUCAGUGCCAGAGGUCAGGUGUUCACUGCGGGGACACAGGUGGCCUCUUCUUCUCUUUGGCUCACCCCCAUGGUGUCCUGGUUCCCAGAGGUCUGUGUGACCGUCUACUGUGUCCUCCCAGACGGGGAGGUGAUCAGCGACACGCUGCUCGUACCCAUCCAGCAGCCCAACCACGUGUCUCUAAAGUGGAACGAGGACCUCACAGGGCACAACCGAUCGGUUUCCUUCACUGUGACCGUACAGGACCCCAGGUCCCAGGUGCUCAUCCUGGUCACCACGGGAACCCCGGAAGCCCACCUCCCCCUGGAGGACUGGCUGACCAACAGGGACACGGAGUGCAACACUGUGGUGUUGAGCGAUGGCCAACUACUUGGAGCCGGGGCGGCAGUGGACAACUUGUACAAUUGCAACAACUCAACCCUACCUAUUGCUAAGGCUUGA
Molecule: messenger RNA, 2494 nt
Organism: Gadus chalcogrammus (walleye pollock)
Lineage: Eukaryota; Metazoa; Chordata; Actinopteri; Gadiformes; Gadidae
Product: CD109 antigen-like
Exons: 15
Coding region: 1097-2494 (465 amino acids)
Source: RefSeq, a predicted model, not a curated record